Messenger RNA from Manduca sexta (tobacco hornworm), 1626 nucleotides. RefSeq names its product NADH-cytochrome b5 reductase-like. The transcript has a single exon. The coding region runs from base 322 to 1218 and encodes 298 amino acids. Gene Ontology annotation, molecular function: oxidoreductase activity. The record is from RefSeq and is a predicted model, not a curated record. Lineage: Eukaryota; Metazoa; Arthropoda; Insecta; Lepidoptera; Sphingidae.
UAGAGCAAGUCGCUUCACUAUGAAAAGUCGUCAAAAUUUUGCUUUCGAUAUGUCAAAAGUUAAUUGUUGGACGGAGUAUAUUUUGUUUAGUUUUUACUUUAUUUGACUCUGAGUUCCAUUUUUGCCGCAUUUAAUAACCUUGUGGGACUUUAAUAUAUCUCAAAUUCUUUGAAUUUUUGGGAACUAUCAGCCAUUAAGAUAUCAGCUGACCAAUUCAUGACUUGCUUGCGACAGUGAUCUACAUGCUAAAAUAUAUAAUACUUGAUCUGAUUACUGCAGGUGUAGACCUAGCGAAGAGAAUAGAAUAUAGAAAUUUGAAAAAUGAGGCAGCCAAAGGAACCAAACCAAGAAGAUUGCUGCAACAGUGGUUGUAAUCCAUGCAUAUUUGAUGUAUAUGCGAAGCAUAUAAAAUUAUAUAAGAAAUUCCUGGAACACGGUGAAAACUUUUCAGAACCCGUUGUUGAAAAUGCUAUAUCACAGCUUGAAUAUUCUGCAUUUGUUGUAGCUGACAAUAUCAAUUUGUGUGAAUCUCAUACUCUACUUACAUUUAAAAAAAAAGUUGAGGAUGAUAAAAAAUUAAAGUGGAGACCUGGCCAACACUUUCUAUUUAAAUUUAAUGAUCAAAAUAAUGGGUGCACAAGGGCCUACACACCUGUUAAUGUAAAAGCAAGAAUGAGUGAUGGUAAUUUUGAUUUUGCAAUCAUUAUUAAAAGAUAUGAAAAUGGGCUUGUAUCUAAUUUUUUAAGUUGUUUAAAUAAAGGUGAUGAAACAUUGUGGAGAGGACCAUAUGGAAGUUAUGAAAUUACUGAAAAUAAAUUCUCUAGAAUAAUUAUGUUAGCUCAAGGGACAGGAAUAGCACCUUUUAUGUCCAUUAUUGAAGAAAUAUUAAAUAAUGAGGAAAAUAUGACUAAAAUUUUAUUACUAUAUUGUAGUCAUAGUAUUGAUACAAUUUUAUUUCGAGAUGAAUUGUAUAAAUUUAAAUCAUUUUGGAAUUUUUCAUAUGAUGUGUUUGUUUCUAAUAUUAGUGAUAAAUUUGUUAAAUAUAAAUAUCAGGAACCAAUAAAAAACAUUAAAUUGACUAAUGAAAUUUUAGAUCAGUAUAAACCAUUGCCCCAGAAAGACCAAUUUCUUUUAUGUGGCUCUCAAAAAUUUAUGGAAAAUUACAAGUUAUGGUUAUUAGGAAAAAAUAUUGCUCAAGAAGAUAUUAUAUUGUUUUAAAUUAAAAAAUAAUGUGCUUGUAAUGUAAGUAGUUAACAAGUGAUGACGAGGGUGUGGUGCCUUAGUUGCCACUAUCUGUUGAUGAAUCACUAAUGCCAGUUGCAUCCACAAAAAAAAACAUAUAUUUUGGAUCAUAAUAUUUUUUAUGGUAAUCAAAUAAUUUGGCCAUGGAAUUAUUUUAUACUAUGUUAUACUAAAACUCUCUGGAAACAACCUGACUAGACAGUCACUCACCGUGUGGUAAGCACCACACAGUGAGUGAAGGCGUGCAAGUACCUGCAUGACUGUACAGUCAUGUACAUUAAUGUAUUUGUUUGGCCGUAGCCCGUAGUAUACGAGCAAAGUUGUUUCGCGCUGAAAAUCAUUUGACAAGCACCUAUCGUUUCGAAAUAUAAGUUUAUAUUAUUA